This is a messenger RNA of Vanessa tameamea, 612 nucleotides long. RefSeq lists its product as uncharacterized. NCBI's taxonomy places the organism in Eukaryota, Metazoa, Arthropoda, Insecta, Lepidoptera, Nymphalidae. The record is from RefSeq and is a predicted model, not a curated record. The transcript is spliced from 3 exons. Bases 184 to 612 code for a protein of 142 amino acids.
UAGUAAUAUUUCACCAUCACUCCCGACAGUGAUAGUUUGCAACUAGAGCUGAUCCACGCAAGGUCCAAAGACCCAACAUGAAUAUAAACGAAUAAAUGUACUUUAUUAAGGACAUUUAACAUGUAACAAAAACCAUUGCACGAAUUAUGUUUUUGCCGACCCUCUAGCGGAGAUUGCACGGAAAUGUCGGAUUACGAAAGUAUGCUUAAGGAAAUCGACGAGACGUCACUGCUGAAGUUACAAGAAGGAAACGGCCCAGUUGAUCAGUGCCUGUGCCCCCUAUUUUCGUCACCAGACAAGAAGAGUCUCGCGGAGUCAGUCAAGAAGGCAUUCAAAUCUAUUGGGACUCGGAUAGCUAAAAACAAGAGCAAAAAUGUUCCCAUUCAUUUUGAUAACGCCGGAUUCAGCAGCACCAAGGAAGUGGUGAAACGUGUGAGAUCCUGCCGGAAGUGCGGGUGUGACAACGAGAAAUUUAUCCUCAAGCACUCGUAUGCCAAUAUACGUAUCACCAGCCCUGAUAUAUCAGCCAUUUGCCCUUGCCCGUUAGAUUGCCUACCAGGUAAAACGUCACGAGUUACUGUGCCCAUCGCCCAUCGCGGCCAUGCCAGUUAA